CGAAGAAAAAGUAGCUUCUUUAUCGUAGUAGUGAAGGAGUCAGAGUAGUAGUAAGAGAGAGACUAGAGAGAGAGAAGAGACUCAGACAGUGAGAAAGCAGUGAUGGAUGCAUAGAUAUCUAAUAAAAGAGCGUGAAAAUUCAGUUUCUUGUUCGGAUCUUCUAAGCAACUAUGAUUUAUCAGAGAUCCCUUUUCAUCCCAUUUUAACUUUUCUCCGGCGAAUCUCAUGUGAGUCUCCGACUAGCAUACGAUCAUUUGAGCGGCUUGCAGGUCGUCAAUUCAUCAUUUGGAGGACCUGAGGCAUGUUCAAAAACCAGUUGCAAGAAUUAGCUCAAAGAAGCUGUUUCAACCUGCCAGCUUAUACUUGUAUUCGUGAAGGACCUGAUCAUGCUCCUCGAUUCAAAGCCACUGUUAACUUUAAUGGGGAGACCUAUGAAAGUCCAACCUUCUGCACCACCCUGAGACAAGCAGAGCAUUCUGCGGCGGAGGUAGCACUCAGCACGCUGUCAAAGAGGGGUCCCUCCAGAUUUCUGGCUGCAAGAGUGUUGGAUGAAACUGGAGUUUACAAGAAUCUGCUUCAAGAGACAGCCCACAGAGCUGGGUUAAAUCUUCCUGUUUAUACAACUGUUCGAUCUGGGCCAGGUCAUGUUCCUGUAUUCUCAUGCACUAUUGAGCUUGCAGGAAUGAGCUUUACAGGAGAAUCAGCGAAGACCAAGAAGCAAGCACAGAAGAAUGCUGCUAUGGCUGCUUGGUCUGCCUUGAGGCAAAUGUCCCCUCUAGGUUCUUCUUCUUCCUCUUCUGGGUUGGACUGUGAAGGGAAUGAGGAGCUGGAACAGGUUGUUGUUGCUCGCACCCUUGCUAGCUUUUGUCCAGCAGCGGCAAACAGAUCAACUCAAAAUGACCGGCAACGUGGGCGUCGAAGAUCAGCUCCUGUUCAUAGGCUUACAAGGCCGGCUAGCACAAAUGUGGCAUUGUACCCGACGCAGUAUCAGAAUUGGAAAUAUUCUAACCCCGAUUUUGCUAUGUACCAAAUGUGGCCACUAGAACAGACUUCCCAGCAGCAGAACCGCCUUUUGACUCUUCCAGUAGCACCAGUUCCUCCACCUGCUCCUCGGGCUGUUCCAUUUAUUCGAUCUGUACCCCGGCUGGAACACAGGCAGUAUGUCCCACUAAGGGAGCAAGAACCUAUCCAGGCUGUUCCAGGAGUUACAAUGCCUACCUCAGGUCCGUCUUUAUUCUUUUCAAACCCUUCGACUCCAGUUGCUAUUGGGAGUAGGUCCCCAGUAACUGUACAAGAGAUUCAGGCAGAGAGAACACAAAUGGGUGAGGAAUGGCUUCAUAGUGAUGGCCAGAAGGUGAAUAUACAUUCAAAUGCCUCUGGACGUUUUCCAUUUGAAGCUCCAAAUGCUCCUGUUUGUGGUGACAGCCGAGUAGAACCAUUGUUCCAGGAGACUAUAUGGGAGGUGGAUAAACAAAAGAAUGCCGAGUUAGAUCCCAGCUUCGUGCGCACUGUACAAGUGGAAGGUCACCAGAGUGGACAUUUUGAAUGGACCUCUCAGGGGUCCACAGAUGCUGGAUAUGGACUCAGAGCUACAAACCCUGGCCAAGCUGAGUUCCAGUUGCGUCAGUUGCAAGGUCUUGAUUUCUCUGAAUCUGGUCUUAGGCCACAUCAUCCCGCCCGAGUUUCUCCAGCGAUGGCCCCAGGUUUUAGACUAACUUCAACUGCAGCUCCUGUGAGGAUUAAAACUGUUGGGCAUGCACCUUCGGUGAGCCCCUUGAAUGCUCGGGUGCCUGCUCCAGCAGCUAUCAGGACUGCGGCUCCUCCAUAUGCACCUAGACCUUUGUCAGGAAGGAUGGUGACUGAAGGAAUGCCUUCUAAUAUGAUGGCUCCAGCUGUUCAAAUCAGAUCAGUUGUCCCAGUGUAUGCAGCACCACCACCAGCAAAGAAACUCCCAGAAGCUGGCCAAAAUGGAUUGUUACCAGUUGUUGGUGAGGGGACUAAUGAGCCAGAAUAUGUGAAGGCAGUGAGUUUGGAGCUGGAAAAGCUUCUGAUUUGAGCGGCAUAUAUAAUUUUUUGAAGUUAAUAUAUAUGUUAGAUGCUUCCUGAUGGUCCCAUAUUAAUAGAAUGCAAUCUUUUCUCUCUCAAA
Messenger RNA from Macadamia integrifolia, 2146 nucleotides. RefSeq names its product double-stranded RNA-binding protein 2-like. Lineage: Eukaryota; Viridiplantae; Streptophyta; Magnoliopsida; Proteales; Proteaceae. The coding region runs from base 302 to 2056 and encodes 584 amino acids. The transcript has 4 exons. Gene Ontology annotation, molecular function: double-stranded RNA binding. The record is from RefSeq and is a predicted model, not a curated record.